Phymastichus coffea is the source of this 543-nucleotide messenger RNA. RefSeq names its product Krueppel-like factor 5. The transcript has 2 exons. Lineage: Eukaryota; Metazoa; Arthropoda; Insecta; Hymenoptera; Eulophidae. The record is from RefSeq and is a predicted model, not a curated record. Bases 1 to 543 code for a protein of 180 amino acids.
AUGGAUGUAAACCUUUCACAGCCGAUUGUGCAAUACGCGUACUUGCAACCGUUGAACAUUCUCGACGAUGUCACCGACAACAAUACUAAACAUGAACGUGAACUCGGAUCCACCGACAGUCCAGCUUUAACACCAACCAUCGAGGAAUUCGUGUCGAAGGACUUACACAGCUACUUUUUUGGUAAAGGCAAACUACUUUUUGACGAGCCCGAUACUUUGCCGAUCAUUCGGGUUACAGUGCAGCCUACUCGAACUGAUUUCGUGAUAAAAAACAAGAAAAUGCAGAAGAACAUACAACCAACUGCUGUACAAUUGCCGCAAAAACAGCAAUCUAUCAAGCCAACGAACGACGUUGAGCGAAAGGUGUCCUGUCGAAGUUGCGACAGAAAAUUCGUCACCGUUGAUGACAUGAAGAUUCACGCGGCGACUCACCUGAAGAAAAAGAAUAAGGAUUGCUUCGUUUGCGGCAGGAGAUUCAGUCACGGAGGUGCACUUUGCCUUCACAUGCGAUCCCAUAAAUUUGCACGCUCAAGAAAAUCAUGA